AUGUACAUACUUUCGUUUACAGAAACCGAUAAUAAUUUCAGUUCUGCUGAUGUCUGGCUGAACACAAAUGAGGCUCCUCGCAUCCCUGAAUUCGAACUUGUCACCGACAACAUGUGCUAUUCGCCACGGCGAUGGCAUGUUGUCGGCUCUUUAGGACCUAUCUGCUCGACAAGAUUGGCAGCGAGAGAUGGUUGGAAAUAUAACCAUACGAGGCAUUCAUUAAUUCAGUUUGGAGUGGUAACACUCAAUCAAAAGCGAAGGAAUGGCAAUUCCAAUCUGCCGCAGGAUAAGUCAAAAGAACAAAAAUCAAAACCAAAGUCCAAAUUACUAUCUCGAAUACCCAUGCCAGUGCAUGAAAACAUCUACACAGUCCCCAACAUUCUAACAUUUUCACGACUACUCGCUGCGCCUGCUGUUGGUUAUCUCCUAGUACACAACCAUCAUACAGCUGCAUUAUCUCUCUUCGCCUAUGCCGGCAUCACGGAUUUAGUAGACGGGUAUAUCGCUCGACGAUACAACCUGCAGACAGUUGUGGGCACCAUUAUUGAUCCGGCGGCGGACAAAUUGUUGAUGACGAUUAGCGUUGUGUGUUUGGCGCUGAAUGGGUGGAUGCCUGUAUGGCUGGCUGUUCUAAUACUAGGUCGAGACGUCGGACUCAGCAUUUCGGCUAUAUACUAUCGAUGGAUAUCUCUUCCACCACCAAAGACGAUGGCACGAUACUGGGACUUUUCACUACCUUCCGCCGAAGUCAAGCCAACUGCAAUCUCAAAAGUGAAUACCGCAUUGCAACUACUCCUGGUCGGAUCGUCGAUAGCACUUCCUGUGAUUCCUGCAUCGUUGGCUGGGGCAUGGGGGUUGUAUGAUGGACUUGUUGGAUUACAAUACCUCGUUGCAUCAACCACCAUCUGGUCAGGACUGAGCUACGUUUGGUCUAAAGAUGCGGUCAAGAUCCUGUCGGAGAAGGAAAUCCAACAGCGCAUUACGCGCGCCAGCAAGAAAGAAGAUAAACAUUAA
Talaromyces marneffei is the source of this 1014-nucleotide messenger RNA. RefSeq lists its product as uncharacterized. Gene Ontology annotation, molecular function: cardiolipin synthase activity. The coding region runs from base 1 to 1014 and encodes 337 amino acids. Gene Ontology annotation, biological process: cardiolipin biosynthetic process. Gene Ontology annotation, cellular component: membrane; mitochondrion. Lineage: Eukaryota; Fungi; Ascomycota; Eurotiomycetes; Eurotiales; Trichocomaceae. The record is from RefSeq and is a predicted model, not a curated record. The transcript is spliced from 8 exons.